AUGGACAAGAUUGUAGAAGAUAUGGAAAAGGAAGCGGAGAAGAAUAAAGAGCCAGAUACCAAAUGGAGAAAAAUGCGUGAGGCAAUCCGUGAUUGGGCCGAUUCGUCAUCUUGCCAUGGCAUCCCUCACAUGGCGCAAGCGUCAACAUGCCUUGCGGCUGUGCUUUGGUCGGUGAUCCUGGCAUUUUGCGCAGUCGGUUUCGUUUUCUUAUUCACUGAUACUCUAAGGCAAUACUUACGCUUUGACAAGGUCGUGGAGCUGAAUCUAGGACUGGAAUCAUCAAUGUUCCCAUCGAUCACAUUCUGCAAUGUCAACCCCUACAAACGAAGCAAAAUUGAGAUGGUACCAGCUCUCAAGGCUUUGAUGGAUGUGUAUGAGCUGUCAGCAAGCGGAUCCCUUUACACUGAAUCAUAAGCCAUGUAUAAGAAACACGAGAACGGAAGCAGUACUUUAUCUCUCAAGCUCAUUUGGACGAGUUAUAAAAUAGAUUUUUUGCUAUAUUAUUGGGGUUGUGAAGCAUAAAGCCAGCACCACAACCUUAAGAAAC
This is a messenger RNA of Cylicocyclus nassatus, 547 nucleotides long. The record is from the annotation of a GenBank genome assembly. Lineage: Eukaryota; Metazoa; Nematoda; Chromadorea; Rhabditida; Strongylidae.